CACAUCCCAAGAAUAUUAAACUGUUGUGAAGAUGUUUAUCCCUAUAUUCUUCCUCAGUUCUCUGCUCUUGUCCUCCUCCUAUGCCUUGGUGCAGGACUUCUGUGUUGCAGACUUAUCUGCUCCUUUUGGCCCUGCAGGCUACUCCUGCAAGAAGCCUGCCACGGUCACGGUGGAUGACUUUGUCUUCUCCGGUUUAGCUGCUUCUGGUAACAUCUCAAACCUCAUAAAGGCAGCCGUGACACCAGCGUUUGAUGCUCAGUUCCCUGGUGUCAAUGGGCUAGGCAUCUCCCUAGCUCGUCUAGACUUCGCUAUUGGUGGGGUUAUUCCAAUGCACACGCACCCUGGAGCUUCGGAGGUGCUUAUUGUAAUUCAAGGCUCCAUAACUGCUGGAUUCAUAGACUCCGCUAACAAAGUCUAUUUCAAGACUCUUAACAAGGGUGAUGUCAUGGUUUUCCCUCAGGGGCUGCUGCAUUUUCAAGUGAAUGUAGAGAAAUUUCCAGCAUUGGCGUUUGCGAGCUUCAGCAGCGCGAAUCCGGGUUUGCAGAUUCUGGAUUUUGCUUUGUUUGGGAAUGAUUUGCCUUCUGAACUGAUUGAGGACACUACUUUCCUUGAUGAUGCUCAAGUUAAGAAGCUCAAGGCUAUCCUUGGUGGAACUGGUUAAUUAAGUAAUGUCUCUGAAGAUGGACACGGUUUAAUCCUUCUUUGGUUAUGUCAUGGUUAAGCCAUCGUGGUAGUAGGUCCUUUUAUUAAAUAAAAAGAGUCUAGUUAGUGUUCAGGUUCCAAUUCAGCUGUGAUCUUGCUGUAUGCAUUUCUCCUGUGUCAAUCUAAUUGUAUUUUUGUUGUUCUUUUUUAAUAUCCAAUUAGAGGGUUAUAUACCAAUAACAUGUUUGAUUCUAC
Rubroshorea leprosula is the source of this 897-nucleotide messenger RNA. Lineage: Eukaryota; Viridiplantae; Streptophyta; Magnoliopsida; Malvales; Dipterocarpaceae. The record is from the annotation of a GenBank genome assembly.